Neodiprion fabricii is the source of this 1530-nucleotide messenger RNA. RefSeq lists its product as uncharacterized. The transcript is spliced from 4 exons. Lineage: Eukaryota; Metazoa; Arthropoda; Insecta; Hymenoptera; Diprionidae. Gene Ontology annotation, cellular component: chitin-based extracellular matrix. The record is from RefSeq and is a predicted model, not a curated record. Bases 257 to 1399 code for a protein of 380 amino acids. Gene Ontology annotation, molecular function: structural constituent of chitin-based larval cuticle.
GGCUUGCCCCCAGCAGCACAGCCUCCGUGGUCCAGAUGAAUUCCGCGAGUCGCGAUCUCCGUGGUUGACAGUCGAGUCUCUGCAGUAGCCAAAGGUCCUUCUUUCGGUGCCGUUUUUAUCGUUGAUUCGAUCGUGUCACGUUUGAUCCUUGCCUCUGAGGUCCUUCCGAAGACGAUCGACGUCGAUGAGAGAAGAUUUGCCGUUGAUAAACGGCGUAAAAUUAAUUCGAGCCAACUGGUAACAACAUCGCUUGAAAAUGAUACCCUGGAAUUUUCUACUCGCAAUGGUUUCGGUGUUCUGCUUAACCCCGGGACAAAUUGAGGCGCAGAAAAGUGGCUGGAACUUAACGCCGAACACGCAGUACCACAUUCAGACCGACGAAGGCCCCGAGCGCUACUUCCGGUAUCAGACUCUGAACGGGCAGUACCGGAAGGAAAAACGACUCGCGGAUGGAACCGUGAUCGGAACUGAGGGCUGGCUAGAUCCGCUGGGGUAUUUACGAAUCAAGGAUUACAUCGCAGACACGGAAGGAUACAGGAUACUUCGAUCCAAAAUGGUUUACGUCGGAGAAGAGAGACCAAUCGAAGAGGCAGUAUCAAUAUCGAAGAAGGUGCCGGCGCAGAGUGGAAUUCUAGCCAAACCUCAGAGGCCAGUGAAUCCGUUCAGGCAACCCGAGCUGAAGGAGUUGCCGGGCAACGGGAUCGAGGCCAACACGGUGACGCCUCUCGGCUCGACGGCGUCGGCGCCCGUCCAUCCGGGGGUGCAUUACCAGCUGCCCAUCUCGACGCCGGCGCCGGUCGCACCCCCGACGCUCUACUCGCCGUACGGGGAAAGGGCGCCUCUUCAAACGCUGGAGGACGGUUACUCGCAGCCGAACACGAACUACCUUCCAGCCUUCACCCCGUACCAACAGCCAUACGUGAACCAGUACAACCGGUACAACCAGAACCCGUACAGUGGGUAUAACCAGGCUGCGCCGCCCCCGUCGGCGGUUUUCCAGCCGCCCCUUUACGGCCAGAGAUACCCGGAAGUAGGCCAGGGCUUUCGGGCUUACGAUUCGACCCGGAACGAGACCCUGCGGAGGAGCGAAAUCGUCCAGGCGAGUCCUCCGGCCGAACAGAGGACUCAAACUUCAGGCGGUCAGUUUCCGGAGUACGAUGGAACGCACACCGUGAAAGACGGGUUCCAGUACUACCUGAAAACGCACUACCACGAGGAGGAGAACCGGCCGAGCGAAGAUGAGAAGAUCGGCUCCUUUGGGUACAUCGAUCCCUUCGGGAUACGGAGGGUGGUUUACUACAAGGCGGACGCCGAGCACGGUUUCAUUCACAAGAAGAACAACCGUUACGUCGGGUUUCAAGCGACUCCCUACGACCCCCAGCUGCCAUCUAGAACAUAGAUUAAUCGAGAUUGUUGUAUUAUUGUUAGUCUUUAAGAGAGCCGGGCCUCAUCGCGUCAGGGAAAAAUAUGGGUGAAACUGUUCGCUCGGAGAUAUCAUAAAUUUGGCGGUUGAAAAUCGAAUUGGUUAAA